Urocitellus parryii (Arctic ground squirrel) is the source of this 708-nucleotide messenger RNA. RefSeq names its product G-protein coupled receptor 183-like. Gene Ontology annotation, molecular function: G protein-coupled receptor activity; oxysterol binding. Gene Ontology annotation, biological process: G protein-coupled receptor signaling pathway. The record is from RefSeq and is a predicted model, not a curated record. Lineage: Eukaryota; Metazoa; Chordata; Mammalia; Rodentia; Sciuridae. Gene Ontology annotation, cellular component: membrane.
AUGGCUUCAGACAUGGCUGACCCAAGCAGUCUGCCCUACAGUGCCAACUCCUGCCUUCCUCACCUCCCACCCCGGGGGGCCAGUGUGGCGCUCUCUCUGUUCUACACAGUCCUCUUGGUCUUCAGYGCCCUGGGAAACAUCCUUGCCCUUUGCCUUGCCUGUCAAAAGGACAAGAAGAUCAACUCAACAGGUGUCUACUUGGUCCACCUGGCUGUGUCUGACCUCCUGUUCUCCUUGGCCCUCCCAGGGAAGAUCACCUAUUACGUGCUGGACUUCAGCUGGCCGUUUGGGGACGGGCUUUGCAGGCUGACGGCGUUCAUAAUGUACCUGAACACCUAUGGGGGGGUCUACCUCAUGACCUGCGUGAGUGUAGACCGGUACCUGGCAGUGGUCUGUACCCAUCAGAGCCAGCGGCUCCGCAGCACUGGCCGGGCCAAGCUCAUCUGUGUGGCCGUCUGGGUCUUGGCACUUCUGCAGAAUAGGGCUUUCACACUGGCUCUUCAGGUCACCGUGUCCUUCAUGAAUGUGAACUGUGGCAUUGACCCCAUCAUUUAUUUCUUUGCCUCUACACGUUACAGGAAAUGGCUUCUUGGCAUUUUGAAGCUCGGAGCAUCCUCUUCCUCCUCCUUCUCCUCCUCCUCCCCAGGAAGAGCAUCCUCAGAAACACAGACUGGAGGCUCUGUCACCAUAUUGGAGAACCAGGUCUAA